Molecule: messenger RNA, 2042 nt
Organism: Tilletiaria anomala UBC 951
Lineage: Eukaryota; Fungi; Basidiomycota; Exobasidiomycetes; Georgefischeriales; Tilletiariaceae
Product: alpha/beta-hydrolase
Exons: 8
Coding region: 208-2001 (597 amino acids)
Biological process (GO): proteolysis; apoptotic process
Cellular component (GO): trans-Golgi network
Molecular function (GO): serine-type carboxypeptidase activity
Source: RefSeq, a predicted model, not a curated record
GUCUUGGGCCUUUGGUUAUUGGAUGGUGUCCUGCAAAGACGCGCAUGCAUGCUGGCGUCAUUGAACGCUGUGCCGUCCGUUGCGCUGAAGUUCUUGGUAACCAAGGGGCUACGCUGAAAAUUACGCUCGACAAUACUUCUAUCAUCCAGCGACAACGACAACGGCAACGAUACUAGCAACUCCUAGCAACCAGGUGGAUUGUGGAAGAUGGCCUCGCCACGAGCGAUUCCGUCCGCUUCAGCGGCAGACUUUUGGGUCUCAUCAGUGCCCACCCUGCCGGAUGCUCUGGAGAAAUUUCAAAUCUAUGCGGGCGAUCUCCCUGCUCGCCCUCCGGCGCGGGCCGGGGACAAUGCGCACAUCUACUUCAUGCUGCACAAAGCUAAACAUACGGCGGACAAGCGGAGACUGCUUUUAUGGAUGAAUGGUGGGCCAGGAUGCUCUAGCUUUGAUGGAGUUAUGAUGGAAAUCGGUGCCUGGAGGACCAAGGCCGAUGGCACAGGCCUGGAAUGGGCACAGGAAGGAGGUGCUUGGAAUGAAUACGUGGACGUGCUCUAUCUUGAUCAACCUGUGGGAACCGGGUUUUCAUAUGUCUCCACCAAUGCAUACGCAAGCACAUUAUCUCAGGCUGCGGACGAAGUCAAAUAUUUUUUGGAGCGCUUCGUGGAAGUUUUCCCAGAGUACAAACGUGGUAAUGGCGCAGAUGCCUAUAUCGUAGGAGAAUCUUUCGCUGGACAGUACAUCCCUUACACUGCAAGAUCACUUGUACAAGCCGGGGGCUCAUCUCCGGUCGAUCUUAAAGGGAUCGCGAUUGGCAAUGGGUUCAUUGAUCCACGCUCCCAAUACGGGUCUGAAAUUGACCUGCUCGUUGAAAGGAAUGUGUGGCAAAAGGGAGGAAAGGAAUACAAUGCUGCGAUGGCCAGCUUUGUUAAGUGUCAAGAAAUGAUGCGCAAGACUCCAGGAAAUCCAAGGAACAUCCCAUUUUGCGAAAGCUUACUCCCUCAGGUCAUUGAUCUCACCAAGGAUAUGAGCGGUGGUCAAGCAAUGUGCAUCAACAUCUACGACGUACGAUUGGCAGAUACCAUGCCUGAGUGCGGCAUGAAUUGGCCGCCCAACCUGCACGCAACCUAUGAUUUUCUUCAUCGACAGGACGUCAGGAAAGCAUUCAAUGUGAACGAAAAACAAAAACCUGAGGCAUGGAUUGAAUGCAAUAAACGCGUCGGCUCAGCACUGUCAUCAGACACCGAAGAUGCUGCUGUCACAAUUAUUCCUGGACUGCUCGAACACAAUAUCCAGGUAUUGAUCUUCGCUGGGGACCAAGAUCUAAUUUGUAACCACAUCGGUUUGGAGCGCAUGAUCGACAAUCUAGAGUGGAAUGGUCGGCGUGGCUUCUCGUCAGCCGCCUCCACUGCUGCACAGCAGUGGUACGUCAAUGAAACUGUAGCAGGGUCGUGGCGCACUGAGCGCAAUUUGACUUACGUCUCUGUUGCCGGGGCCUCGCAUAUGGUCGGCUAUGACGUCCCUAUCGUGUCUCAUGACAUGAUGCUACGCUGGAUGAAUGUAGAUCUGCUCAGCGCUGCUGGUCCAUCCGCUCGCAUUCCAAGCCGAUUGGGCAAUGACGCCGGACGAGAAUUGGUCAUCGGCGGAGCUGCAGGUCACGAUGUGUCUGUCAUUCCAGGAAGUAAGUCGACCGAGCAAGCAGCGUUGGAUGCAAAGUGGGAAGCGUACUACCAAGCCGGGAGCGCGGCGCUUGUGAUCCUCCUUCUCAUGCUCGUCAUUGGCUCCUGCAUCAUUCUCCGCCUGCGAAGAGCCGCACGGAAGCAAGGCACAUACCAAGCGCCUGGGUCCAGAGGCAUAAGCAUAGACAGUGGGGCAGACAUGGAGCUAGAUCGUCUAGUAGAGAAUGCAGACGUCGAAGAUGAAGCCGAUGCACGUCGCAGCCAACAGCUUGGCAAGCUCGAAGAGGAGCGAUUUGUCAUUCACGACGAGCGGCAAGAGCGAUAGCAUGUGAUUCAUAGCAAAAUACGAUCUAUGGUGUAAGGUCC